AUGGCAGAACCAUGGCCAUCGCAUUCGUCAUCAUCUCGUGGGAAAAAGAAGCGACCACGCUCUCCUAAUGACGAUGCCACAAGUUCACAAGGCAGAACCGAGAACAGCACAAGCCUUGAGGACAACCUUAUAUUCAGUGAUACUUUGAUAGCUCUACAGUUGAUGCGCACACAGUUCCCAAAGCUAGAGAAGGUUGUAACACAGCCUUUCAUUUUACAGUCCCAAUUGUAUAGUAGUGUGAAGGACAGGACACAAGUUGAUAGAGAUUUGGAGUCACUGAAGAAAGACAGAGUACUCCGUGUAUUCAAACUCAAUACUGGGCAGGAUGACCAUGCAAUCAUGUUCAUGGAUGAUUAUCUUAAACAGAUGGAAUCUGCUGUCAGGAGGUCAACGGGUAAAAACAAAGAUGGUAGUGAAGUGUUCGACUGGUUUGAGAAAUAUGUUCUGCGUUCGAAAUUGGAUGUUAGCAUUGAUCACCUAGAGCUGUGCUCACUGUUAUCACAUGGUGGUGAUGCAAGAGAUAAACAUAUCACCUUAUUGAUGAAUGCUGGUCUCCUGACACGCCAACUAAUAGAUCCAAACAUGUACUGGUUUUCUAUUCCAAGUAUUGGUCCUAUCUUGAAAGGCCUAUCCCAGGGGAGGAAGGAAGUUCUUUCAUUACUGAACCGUCGGAAGUACAAGGAGAUGGUACUAUCUUCACUGGAGAAGACGAGGUUGAGGUUAUCACCUCUCGAUGUGCGGUUCCACCUCCGUGAUCUGAUUGGGUCUGGUCACAUAAAGACGGUUCAAACACCCACUGGCUUACUUGCUCGCGUGUCAACAGAUUGA
This is a messenger RNA of Triticum turgidum subsp. durum (durum wheat), 828 nucleotides long. Lineage: Eukaryota; Viridiplantae; Streptophyta; Magnoliopsida; Poales; Poaceae. The record is from the annotation of a GenBank genome assembly.